GAUGGCCGUCUCCAGAUGUCUGCAGGCCGGAGGGAGCUGGCUGGCCUGUGGAGCCCAAGGGCAGAGACAGAACUAAUGGGAGGAAAUUACAUGGAGAGAUUUCAUCUCAGCUUGAGGAAGCACGUCUACCAGUCAGAGCUGGCCAACCCUGGCCUGCCCCGGCUGCCGACAAAGGCCGUGAGCUCCCUGUUAUGAGAGGUGUGUGAAUAGAGACUGGGGGCUUCCCCCGCAGGGAAGGCACUGAGGGGAUUUUCUAUUCUUGAGGCGCCUCCAAAGCCGUGGGCUGUCCAUUGUGCUUCCUGUGUGGCUCUGCCCGGCGCUUGACCCAGUUGAACAGGCCUGCAGUGGCUGAGCAGCAGCAGGUUCUGAGCAGAAGAUGGCUGUGCCUCCCACGUACAUUGAUCUUGGCAAACCCGCCAGGGAUGUCUUCACCAAGGGUUAUGGAUUUGGUUUAAUCAAGCUUGAUUUGAAAACAAAGUCUGAGAAUGGACUGGAAUUUACAAGCUCAGGUUCAGCCAACACUGAGACCACCAAAGUGACGGGCAGUCUGGAAACCAAGUACAGAUGGACUGAAUACGGUCUGACGUUUACAGAGAAAUGGAACACUGACAACACACUAGGCACCGAGAUCACUGUGGAAGAUCAGCUUGCACGUGGACUGAAGCUGACCUUUGAUUCAUCCUUUUCACCCAACACUGGGAAAAAAAAUGCUAAAAUCAAGACAGGGUACAAGCGAGAGCACAUCAACCUGGGCUGUGACGUGGACUUUGACAUCGCCGGGCCCUCCAUCCGGGGCGCCCUGGUGCUGGGCUAUGAGGGCUGGCUGGCUGGCUACCAGAUGAAUUUUGAGACCGCCAAGUCUCGAGUGACCCAGAGCAACUUUGCGGUGGGCUACAAGACCGACGAAUUCCAGCUUCACACUAAUGUAAAUGAUGGGACAGAGUUUGGUGGCUCCAUUUACCAGAAGGUGAACAAGAAGUUGGAGACUGCCGUUAAUCUUGCCUGGACAGCAGGCAACAGCAACACUCGCUUCGGAAUAGCAGCCAAAUAUCAGAUUGACCCUGAUGCCUGCUUCUCGGCUAAAGUGAACAACUCCAGCCUGAUAGGUUUAGGAUACACUCAGACCCUAAAGCCAGGUAUCAAACUGACACUGUCAGCUCUGCUGGAUGGCAAGAAUGUCAACGCGGGUGGCCACAAGCUUGGUCUAGGACUGGAAUUUCAAGCAUAAGUGAAUACUGUACAAUCAUUUAAUUUUAAUCUAUUUUGCAGCAUAGCUACCUUCAGAAUUUAGUGUACCUUUUAAUGUUGUAUGUCUGGGAUGCAAGUAUUGCUAAUAUUAUGUUAGACAUCCAGGUUAAAGAUGAUUCAGCUUUAAGGUGUUACCCUUUCAGAGGUACAGAAGAAACCCAAUUCCAAAAAAAGGUCCUUUCAGCUGUAGCCUUGGGGGGAUUUGGCAGCCCCUCUAAAGAUGUCAGGUUUCUUUUUUAUCUACAAAUGGCUGCAAGUGGAAACUGAUAAUUUGUAGGCACUUUGUAAAUUCGUAUUAAGUAAAUGAAUGAAAUUGUGAUUUCCUGAGAAUUAAACCUUGUUUUCCUACCCUUGUUGAAGAGUGGCUCACUGAUGGUGUGGACACACUCAUCUGAAAGGGACAUUUUUAGACAGAUCUUCAUGACCUGUUUCCACCCCAGUCCAUCACCUCUUUUACACCAAAAGUAGUCUGCAGGGCGUGGUAGGAGUUUCUUUUGUGCCAUUUUGGGGUGGAAAAGGUGGAUGUGAUGAAGCCAAUGAUUCAGGACUUACUUCCCUCUCACAUUGUGAUUUUUGCCCUUGCACCAGAGUAUGAAAUAGCUUUGAAGUGCUUCAGCUGCGAGAUGGGAAGAGUCUCUGUGACUGUAAUCACAUGGUGACAACACUCGAAUCUAAAUUGGACUUCUGUUGUAUUCUCGCCACUCAGUUUAUUUUUUAGCAGUUUAAUGGGUACAUUUUAGAGUCUUCCAUUUUGUGUGGAAUUAGAUCCUCCCCUUCAAAUGCUGUAAUUAACAUCACUUAAAAUAAAACUUGAAUAAAAUACUGAAACCUCAUCCUUCUGAUAUUUUUAUU
This is a messenger RNA of Talpa occidentalis (Iberian mole), 2100 nucleotides long. It is a transcript of the gene VDAC1, whose product is annotated as voltage dependent anion channel 1. Bases 377 to 1228 code for a protein of 283 amino acids. Gene Ontology annotation, cellular component: mitochondrial outer membrane. The transcript has 9 exons. Gene Ontology annotation, biological process: monoatomic anion transmembrane transport. The record is from RefSeq and is a predicted model, not a curated record. Lineage: Eukaryota; Metazoa; Chordata; Mammalia; Eulipotyphla; Talpidae. Gene Ontology annotation, molecular function: voltage-gated monoatomic anion channel activity.